AGUCAUCACAGCCAAUCAACUCGCCUGCUCUUCGGAUUUGGCUCCUGUGGCUCUCGCUCCUCUCCUUACCGUUCUAAUUCUACUUCCUCCUACUCCGCCGCGCCUCUCCCAUUCCUCUCCCCCUUCACCAGCUAAUUAACUUAACUGACCGGGCGGCCUGCCACCGGCGGCGAGAGCUCGCACUGCCUAGAUCGUCCAUGGCCACCACUUUGACGGCCGGGUGCGGCUCCCUCCCGCGCUCCUCCUUCUGCGGCAGCUGGGCCACCGGCGAAUGCGGCGUGGCCGAGCUGUCGCGGUCGGUGGCGUCGGUGCGGGUGGCAAGGCCGCAGCGGUCGUGGCCGAGGAUGGGGAACGUGAACGAAGGGAAGGGGCUGUUCGCUCCGGCAGUGGUGUUGGUGCGCAACAUCGUCGGCCGCAAGCGGUUCAACCAGCUCCGGGGCAAGGCCAUCGCUCUCCACUCCCAGGUGAUCAAUGAGUUCUGCAAGACCGUUGGGGCGGACAAUAAACAGAGGCAAGGAUUGAUCAGGUUGGCCAAAAAGAAUGGAGAAAAGCUUGGAUUUCUGGCAUGAUAUCGCACACCAUCGAUCUCAAGAUCAGGAGAUGCAUGUAAUUGAAGUCGUAUGAAAUUAACUUUUGUUGCAAAAGUUUUCGUUUAAAUAUAUAGGGCCAUGUAUAAUAUUCGGAUUGGAUGAGUCGUCCAUCAAAGAUGAAACUUUGUUUCUGGUCGCGAAAUAUUCUAGCAACAGGAAGGUUUAUCUAUUACUUAA
Molecule: messenger RNA, 767 nt
Organism: Zingiber officinale
Lineage: Eukaryota; Viridiplantae; Streptophyta; Magnoliopsida; Zingiberales; Zingiberaceae
Product: protein PROTON GRADIENT REGULATION 5, chloroplastic-like
Exons: 2
Coding region: 198-569 (123 amino acids)
Biological process (GO): response to high light intensity; photosynthetic electron transport in photosystem I
Cellular component (GO): chloroplast
Molecular function (GO): electron transfer activity
Source: RefSeq, a predicted model, not a curated record